This is a messenger RNA of Nematocida ausubeli, 1071 nucleotides long. RefSeq lists its product as uncharacterized. The transcript has a single exon. Lineage: Eukaryota; Fungi; Microsporidia. Gene Ontology annotation, cellular component: glycerol-3-phosphate dehydrogenase (FAD) complex; cytosol. The record is from RefSeq and is a predicted model, not a curated record. Gene Ontology annotation, molecular function: NAD binding; glycerol-3-phosphate dehydrogenase [NAD(P)+] activity; protein homodimerization activity. Gene Ontology annotation, biological process: glycerol-3-phosphate catabolic process; carbohydrate metabolic process. The coding region runs from base 1 to 1071 and encodes 356 amino acids.
AUGCUACAGGUUUCGGUCAUAGGAGGAGGCAGCUGGGGAACAACCAUUGCAAAAGUCAUUCAGGAUAAUUUUAAAAAUAGGUCUAUUUCUGGAAAGACUUUCUUAUGGGUCUAUCCUGAGGUUGUAAAUGGAGUGGAUUUGUCUGAAUCCAUAAACAGCACACGAAUUAACUCAAAAUAUCUUCCUGAAAUUGUAUUGCCUGAGGGAGUGACAGCUACCUCUAAGAUGUCUGAUGCUGUAAAAGACGCAGAUAUUCUUGUCUUUGCAGUUCCGCACGAGUUUCUUGAUGGGAUCCUAGGGUCUAUUAUUUCAGAUAAAGGUGCGGUAGUGAAAAAGGAGUGCAUCGCUGUUACUCUGGCAAAAGGCUUGUUCUUUGAGGAGAAAAAGAUGGAGCUAAUUUCAGCCCGCAUUAAAAGGAUGCUGGGUGUGGAGGUCUGCACUUUGAUGGGGGCCAACAUUGCUGGCGAUGUUGCAAAUGGCCUUUUCAGCGAGUGCACACUGGGAUAUGAAAAUGAAAGCAUAAAGAAAACUGUUGUGGACGUUUUUAACUCAAAGCACUUCAGAGUGGCUGCAGUAAAGGACCACGGAGCUGUUGAGGUGUGCGGAGCUCUGAAGAAUGUAGUGGCUGUUGGGUGUGGCAUUGUAGCAGGGCAGCAGCAAGGUGUAAAUACUAUUGCUGCAGUUAUUAGAAAUGGUCUCCUUGAGAUGGUUAGAUUCUGCAGGAAAUUCGUCAAGAGCCCAGAUAACUUGUCUGAAAAUGAUGAAACAAUUCCGCGGGUUUUCUUUGAGUCCUGCGGGGUGGCAGACCUUAUUGUAACAUGCUCUUCCGGAAGAAACUACAAAUAUUCUAAAUUGGCAUCUGAGAAAGGCAUUUCUAUUGGACGAAUUGAGAAGGAAGAGAUGAAUGGUCAAAAGCUCCAGGGAUAUUCCACAAUAAAGGACCUUCUUGCCUUUAUAAAAGGGAAUGGUGUAGAAAAAGAGUUUCCUUUCUUUGUGGCCAUCUGCAACUCUGCCACAUCAGAUUUAUCUGCAGAGAGAAUUGUAGAUGCUAUCCGAGAGUCAUCACAAUAA